Paramuricea clavata is the source of this 1819-nucleotide messenger RNA. Lineage: Eukaryota; Metazoa; Cnidaria; Anthozoa; Malacalcyonacea; Plexauridae. The record is from the annotation of a GenBank genome assembly.
AUGGACAUUGGCCAACUUAAUGGUGUGAUAUUUCUUGAUUUAAAAAAAGCAUUCGAUACUGUUAAUCACGACAUCCUUCUUAGUAAGUUGGCAAUUUAUGGCAUAAGGGGGUCGGCAUUACGCUGGCUCAACUCCUAUUUAACAGGUCGAAUACAAUAUUGCCAAGUGAAUGCCCAUUUAUCUGAUCCUCUAUGUGUGACAACGUGUAUACCACAAGGUUCGGCUCUUGGUCCACUCUUGUUCCUAAUCUACAUAAAUGACCUACCUAAUUGUCUGGAACACACUAAAGUCAAUAUGUUUGCCGACGAUACCCAAAUUGAAACGGCAGGUUAUGAUGUUAAUACAAUUGCUGAGGAACUUAAUCAAGAUCUAGAAAACGUUUCAGUUUGGUUGUCGGCAAAUAAACUAACUUUAAACAAAACGAAGACAGAAUACAUGAUAAUAGGUAGUAAUAGAAGAGUCAAUCAUAUUAACAUAACGCCUAAUAUAUUCAUAAAAGACAGAUAAAUUAAUAGAGUCAAAACGACCAAAUCACUCGGCUUAAUGAUUGACGAAACACUCUCAUGGAAUGCUCAAGUUGAUCAAAUUACAAAAAAGGUUAAUUCAGGUCUCAGUAUCCUUAAAAGAUUGAGAGACAUUCUAGAUUACCAAACACUGAUCAAAAUUUAUUUAUCAAUAAUUCAACCACAUUUCGACUAUUGCUCACAGAUUUGGGGUUGUCUGGGUAAAGUACUAUCUGAUAAACUCCAGAAGCUUCAAAAUAGAGCAUUUCGAAUAAUAACUCGUGAAAACUAUGAUACACGUACAAUCGAUGUUUUGAACAAGGUCGGUUUUCCAAAUCUCGUGACUAGAAGAAAACGUCAUUUAGCCGUCCUAAUGUUCAAAGCCAAACAUAACAUGUUACCAAAUUGCUUAACGGAACUUUUCAUCACCUCAAAUGAAAUACAUAAUUACAAUACAAGACAGAGCGAAUUCAAUUUUGCAUUACCUAAACCUAAAACUAAUUUUAUGAAAAAGUCUUUCGCCUAUCGAGGAGCUGAGACUUGGAAUAAUCUGUCUGCUGACAUAGCUCAGUUGGAAGAGCAUUGGGCUAGUAUUCCAAAGGUCGUAGGUUCGAAUCCCACCGUGGCCGGGCAUAUUUUUCAAGCUCGCCCGGUGUGGAUAUACACUCAGAGUAACACCACAAAUAUCAUAUUCACCUGAGUACACUACACCAACACAGAAAAAAAAAGAAAAAAAAAAGUAAAAAAAAAAAGUAUCUCUACAUUUAAAAAUAGUCUAACUGUAAGUGUGUAAUUUGUGUGUAAUUUAGUUAUUAUUAUUAGAUACUGUAGUAUAUGUGUAAUUAGUAUAGCUAUAUACGGCCUAUUGGAAGAUCACCCGUCUUAAUUUUUGUAAAUAUCUUGGUGAAAUAGUACCGUUUUUAAUAAAGUCAAUAAAGUCAAUAAAGUCAACCCGCAUGCUGAACGCGACGCGGGGAACGCGGAACACGAACCGCGGCGGUGUGGAUGUUAAAUAGCACCACGUUCAUGUUUGACCGAUCAGACAAACCCAGGGCGGCGGCGUCGCGGCGAAAAGCCUCGUCGUAAUUGCGCCAGGCGACACCCCCGAAUUGCGAAUACGUUCGCAGAAUCAUAUUUUGGUAUUUUCAGCGAUCGAGUAAACGAUAUUAUCUGACGAAUUCUGCAACGAUUGUGAUACUUCUGGCACAGGCGAAGAGGAAACAAACGCCAUUGAGUCAACGGUUGAAACAGAUGAUCCAGAUUCACGAGGAAUUAAAAGAGGCAUCAGUGAUGCUCGAAGUGUUUGGAACGACUAA